AUGUCAUACACAAACAACAAUUCUUCUUAUCCCAGUCGGCACAGCAUUGGCGGAGACAUAUCAAGCUUCCGUCUUCCCUCCAUACCGCAUGACGCCGACGGCGACUAUCCUGCCGAGUCCCCCUCCACAACUGUCUCUCCGUCUGCACACCCCAUGAGCCAGCAAUUGAGGCCCUUAGGCACAUCCGAACCCAACGACCUGUACUUCCAGUACUCGCCCUCCAGAUUCUAUCCGCAUCAGACAUAUCAGCAUCAACCACCAUCGCACAGAAGCUCGUCCACAACUUCAUCCCCCCCAUUAGCAUUUGCGGCACACACCGCCAAUCCCCAGUACUAUUACUACAAGCAGGGAGAGGCCCAGACACAGCCAUUGCCACAGUACACCCAUGCGCCCAACCAGUACCUCUACUACCAACAGCAGCAGCAGCAGCACCAGGCACAUGUGGCAUAUGCUCCUCAAAUGGUGCAGGGAACCCCUGCUAUCCACAUGCAGCAUUCACCCAUGACAGCUAGCGGUGGGCUCUCAUACUUGCCCGGAAUCGCCAUGCCAGGCUCCAUGCCCCAGAUGCACACCAAGAGACGCUCCAAGCAGUCCACCACCUGGUCCGCUAAGGAAGACAAAUUGCUCCGCGAGCUCAAGGAGGUCCAGAAGCUAGGCUGGAGGGAGAUCUCGUCGUUCUUCCAAGACAGAACCCCCAACGCGUGCCAGUUCAGGUGGAGACGCAUCAUCAGUGGCACCAGCAGCGGAACUAGCACCCACACCACCUUGCAUCACGGAAAUCCCGACAAGAAAAAGUCCCACCACUCGAUCAAUUUCUUGUUGAACUGA
Molecule: messenger RNA, 828 nt
Organism: Suhomyces tanzawaensis NRRL Y-17324
Lineage: Eukaryota; Fungi; Ascomycota; Pichiomycetes; Serinales; Debaryomycetaceae
Product: SANT/Myb-like DNA-binding domain-containing protein
Exons: 1
Coding region: 1-828 (275 amino acids)
Source: RefSeq, a predicted model, not a curated record